AUGACGUCUGCAAAACUAUUCACAGCACUCCAAGAACAAAGGAAUAUUCGUUUCAUAACCGAGGAAUUACCUGCAAUUGGUGAUUGCGUUACGACUGAACUGGCCACUUAUAAGCUGUUGAAGCUGAUUGGUAAAGGUGGUUUUGGUGUCGUCUUCGAGAGUACUAACGCAAAAAAUGUGACAUUUGCUGUGAUAACACGAAACUCAUUGUUCGCAUUUGGUCACGUGGUGUCUGAAUGGAUGAGUGAUGAACGUAUUCAAUGA
Molecule: messenger RNA, 264 nt
Organism: Anisakis simplex (herring worm)
Lineage: Eukaryota; Metazoa; Nematoda; Chromadorea; Rhabditida; Anisakidae
Source: the annotation of a GenBank genome assembly